Messenger RNA from Colletotrichum godetiae, 1229 nucleotides. RefSeq names its product MED7 protein-domain-containing protein. The transcript is spliced from 3 exons. Lineage: Eukaryota; Fungi; Ascomycota; Sordariomycetes; Glomerellales; Glomerellaceae. Gene Ontology annotation, biological process: regulation of transcription by RNA polymerase II. Gene Ontology annotation, cellular component: mediator complex; core mediator complex. Gene Ontology annotation, molecular function: transcription coregulator activity. The record is from RefSeq and is a predicted model, not a curated record. The coding region runs from base 90 to 851 and encodes 253 amino acids.
CACAUACGAAUAACCAGGGAACGAUUAUCACCGUUAGACGACCUACAACUAUCCAGCGCCUUUCUGCGACGAUAUCUACGCCAAAAAAGAUGGCCGACAGCCCAGAUGAGCCAUCGCAAAAUGCGCUGGCCUCGACAUUCCCCAACCCGCCGCCUUUCUGGAGAGACUUUACACCUGAGAACGUAGCUCGAUUAGAAGAGCUCCGGAAGGCUCAGGCAGAGAAGGAUGGCAUUGCCGUCAAGGACUUGCCGGCUCGCAUACCAAACACCCCCGAAGGCCUCAUGAAUCUACAACCACCGGCCGAGCCGCCAGCAGGAACAUGGAAAGUUUUGGGCGGAAACUAUACCCUCGACGACAAGCUUCCCUCUCUCGAGGAAGGUGAGAUCAAGCGACUGGUGCCAGCACAUUCAGAGGAGAAGGAUGGAAAGCAUCUCGAUCGAGCAUUCGAGCUCAAGAAGAUGGCCAAGUCUCUUCUGCUAAACUUUCUCGAGCUCGUUGCCGUCAUGGCUACGGUGCCAGACGACGCCGCCACGAAAAUCGAAGACUUGCGCACCCUAUUCAUCAACUUCCACCACGUCCUCAACGAAUACCGACCCCACCAAGCACGCGAAUCGGCCAUCGCGCUGAUGCAAUCGAAUCUCGAUCGUACAAGGGCGGAAACGGCUGCUAUUCGAGCACAAGUGGACAAGGCCAAGCGAGUUCUCGAGGGCUUAGGAAGCCUGGAUACACCCAAAGUACCGGAGAUUGUCAGCUUGGUCAUUGAUGGCGAGCUGACCAGCAAGGAAGCGGAUAUGUUUGCUAAGACAAGAGAGCAAGAAGUGUGGGGAGAGGCGGAUGGUUUGUUUCUCUAGCAUUGAGACAAGGUGCGAUUUGUUACAUGGGAAGACAGCGGUAUGGCCGUGUAUCCAUGGGUCUUUGAGCAUUCCAUAAUCUGAAUGUACAGACGGGCUGGCAAGGCGAUGACGGUGACGGUACGGUGGCGAACAAAGGUUCGUGGUGUAUUUGGCAAGCAUUGAUACCCAUACCUUCCAAGAGGGAUGAACCACGAAAAUCGGUGCCAGCGAGACAUGGCAAUGCGAAAGGAAAUGGUGCUACGACACCAGAUCUGAACAGACGACGAUAUAGGCGCUCUUAGUCAGGCUGACACGGGGAAAAUAGCAUUUAACGACGUAGACGAUAGAACAGCCAGAAGCGCAGAUCAUAAAUUCAUGCUCGACCGGCUUCGUGCC